This is a messenger RNA of Porites evermanni, 3166 nucleotides long. NCBI's taxonomy places the organism in Eukaryota, Metazoa, Cnidaria, Anthozoa, Scleractinia, Poritidae. The record is from the annotation of a GenBank genome assembly.
AUGAUACUGUUUUACUACUUUCAGAAUGAGAUAGCAAUGGAUGAGGUCCAACCAUCUCAUUCUCGUCAAAGCAAGACUGAAUACAUGGACCUAAAAGAGGUAACUGCAUUUGAAAGCAGGCGCAAAGAGGAAGCGACACUCGGUAUACCGCAGGUGGAACGUUCAUCCCUAGGAACUGAUUACGCGCCUCUUCAUCCGUCAACACGCUCUUGGGAAAUUCCACGAAGUAGUGUCACCAUAGAAAAGGUUAUCGGUAAAGGUGCCUUUGGUCAGGUUGCCAAAGGAACCGCGAUAGAUGUUCGGGGGAGGCCAGGGAACACUCCAGUUGCUGUUAAAAUGCUUAAAGGUAAUCCACACCCCUCUUUUGGAGCUGAAUAAGAUUAAUGCUAAUAAUGAAUGUGUGUUUUUAUUGACGAUUCAUGAGUAGUUAAACAUUCUAACAUUUUAAAAUAAGUCAUUAAUCAUUAGUGAGAGACAAUAAGUGACAAAGAAAAAUUAUAAAAGUUGGAACAUUAUUCAAAAAACUUAUGAAUAUGAAGCAGUGGUCAUCUCAAUGAAUAACAACGCUUGUAUCACUUAUAUUUUUGCCUUUAUUUUUAGCUUCUGCUCGUGAGUCCGACAGAAGCGAUCUGUUAUCUGAACUCGAAUUAAUGAAGACGCUGAAACCUCAUCCACACGUCAUACGACUACUGGGAUGUGUUACUGAAACUGGUAAAACAUAUGAUUAAUGAUGAACGUACUUUAACGUACAUCUCAAGACAUCUCAAGUUAACAGUUAAUGUAAAACUAUUUCAACAAUAAGUCUCAGUUUCUAAAUUAUUGCUGGUAUUACUGAAAACCCCGUAUAGUGUAAAAGUUACUUGACUUAUUUUCUAGAGCCCUUAUUGGUUUUGAUCGAGUAUGUCCCGUAUGGAGAUCUCUUGGGUUACCUGAGAAAGAGCCGAGGACUCAAUGACACUUAUUUCAAAGACCCGGAUAUCAAGCCUCGAACAAAUCUGACGUCAGAGCAACUGAUGAAGUUUGCCUGGCAAAUUGCUGAUGGAAUGAGUUACUUGUCAUCAAGAUCUGUAAGUCAAAUGAUCUGAGUGCGAUUAGAUAUGAGUUGUGAAAGACUAGGAAAUACUAUGAAAAACGUCAUCGACAUUGAGUUAUUAAGAUUCCUGUACAGGAUAAGCAGAAAGCCAUGCCAACUAUACUAAUUGAAACAUAUGCACGUGUAUUGAUUAAUAAAUGAAUUAAUUAAUUACUGAGGAAUUAAUAUGGCAGUGGUCCAGAAGAUGGGUCGAAAUGGGUGAAUUUAGCCCUGAAUUCAAUUAGAUCCAUUUUAAUGUUUGGUUAACUAUUUCUUACAGAUCAUUCACCGAGAUCUUGCAGCUCGUAACGUGUUGGUUGGGGAAAGAGAAACGUGUAAAAUAACUGACUUUGGAAUGGCCAGGAAUGUCCAACAGGAGAACAUUUAUGAAAGAAAGACAAGGGUAUCUGAGUUAGGAAGUAAUAAGAAUAAUUAAUUAUAAGAUAAAGGGAAUCUAAAAACAAGGAUUUACAUUCUAUUAUACAUCUUCAAUGUCUCACAUUAAGGCAGCCACACGGAUUUCGGCAUUUCGAACUACCCUUGCAUUCUAAAACCUACUUGUUUUGCCUAAUAAUCAGUACUGUAACCAUUCUUUUUAACACAUUUCCUACGAAAGUAGGUUGCCUUCUAGAUAAGGCUCCUCAAACUUUUAAAUCUUAAUCUAAAAAAUAAUUUUAAAGAUGUCUUUUUUACUCGUUCUGCGUCUCAUCGUUUACCACCAGGGACGUCUGCCAGUCAAGUGGACUGCAUAUGAAGCGUUGAUGUUUAACACUUAUACCACCAAAAGUGACGUGUGAGUAAAUAUAAUAGAAAUUGUGUGGAAAUACAGUUUAUGAUGUUGAAUAUUAUUUAGUAGUUGUUGCUUUGCUUAUUUUACAAAUCAACGCUUCCGCUUAUUUGCAGUUGGAGCUAUGGCGUUGUUCUUUAUGAGAUUUUCACUGUAGGUAAGUUGUUGUUUUUUUCUUAAUUAACGAUAAUGGCCUUCGUCGUGCAAGCUUCUUUUGUAAUAGGUUCUGGAGACGUAGUUUGUUUGAAUUCCUGUACUUUCAGGUGGUUCUCCAUAUCCGCGAAUGGAUGGCAAGAAAAUUGCUAGUCUACUUCAACAAGAAUACAGGAUGCCAAAGCCACAGCACGUGGAUGACAAAUUGUAAUAGUAUCUAUUUUACUUAAUCACAGUUUGAAAUUGUAUCCUAUUUGUAGUUGUAUUUGUUUUUUUUCGUACAAACAGUAGUAAGAAUAGAUAUUACCAGAGGUGAUUAUCAGUUAUGAGAUUAAAAGAAUCUUUGACCUCUUAAGACAGAAAAUUUGGGAGAAAAGACAAAUCGAGAUGAGACGAUUUUAUUUUCUGUUCUCAGGUAUCAAAUCAUGAUGAACUGUUGGCAAAAUGAGCCAGAAGCGAGACCAUCAUUCACCGCUUUGACCAAACAGUUGAGGGACAUGGAAAACCAGCAUAAGGUGGGUUUGUUGGUACCUUGUGACAUUAAAAGUUUUUCAGCGACAUCAGUAAUGACAACAAUCUUUCGGCUAUAAGGCUUACCAUUUCCUCAAACGUACACUAUAACUAGGGUAGAGUUUUCUUGGUCAAGCUGUCUGCUACUAGGGUGGCUUAUUCUACAUAAGGAGUCUUAUUGUUUUCUUCGAUUUCUCAUUUACAGUCUAUAUAUGUCCUGGUUAAAUUUAUUCUUGUUUUAAAUUUCAUGUCCCUUUGUGUUUGGGUAUACGAAUGUAUGGUUAUGAGAUCAAAACAAAAGGAAAUAAAACUUACUUAAGCCAAGGAUAAAAUUGAACCACAACAAAUACAUCAUUCAUAUUAACCCAGCAACGUACCUUUUUUAAUGCUUUCCAAAACUAUGACCUUAUCGGCGUACUUUCAGAAACGUUUUCCAUUAUAUAUAUUCUUGGAUCUCGUUUAUCUUUUCCCAUGCCUUCGGCCAUUUCCCCGAAAACAAGGAGCAGGGAAAAUAGUCACCUGUUUUGGUUAACAGGGUACAUGGUAGAAAAUUUAAUUGAAUAUUAUUUUAUCCACAGAAACUGAUCAACAUGCACAUUUAUGACAAUCAGUUGUACGCAAAAGUUGAGGACUUGAACGUCUGA